Armigeres subalbatus is the source of this 8327-nucleotide messenger RNA. RefSeq names its product extracellular serine/threonine protein kinase four-jointed (gene fj). The coding region runs from base 1953 to 3689 and encodes 578 amino acids. Gene Ontology annotation, biological process: cell-cell signaling. The transcript has a single exon. The record is from RefSeq and is a predicted model, not a curated record. NCBI's taxonomy places the organism in Eukaryota, Metazoa, Arthropoda, Insecta, Diptera, Culicidae.
CUUUUCGUUCGCGCUUCGCGAGUUUUAAUCAAUUGAAUAGAGGGACAGAGCAGUAGUUUCGCCUCCGUUGGUGAGCCAGCAACGGGUGUCAAAUAAAUCAGCGAAUCUGACUUGAUGUCGUUCGUCGACGGAAAGACGCAACGAUCUGCAAAGAGUCCUCCGUGGAUGGUGUGUGAUUGUGUGGCAUCCAGACCGUGGGUUACCGAUUUUUGGAGCAACGAAGACAUUCGGUAAACACCGAUCGUGAUCGUGUGUGGAUUUGGCUUUUGUUUAGUUUUUUUUCUGAAAAACACUGAGAACAAUCAAUUGUGGACUUUGCGACGGGAAGUUGUUUUUACUGGUGAAAAUCGAAAGAUCGUGAACGAGCGCAGUAACGAGAAAGGCGCAAACAGCGAUGAUAACAGUUAAUUGUUGAAAAUCUCAGUCCUCGGGUUAAGAAGAUUUUGGUUUUUGUCUGUGCCUUCUCCUUCGGCGAGGAAGAUUAUUUUUCGGCUAAGGAAAGUGUAACACGAGAUCCACCGUGGAAGAGGCGAGGUGGCGUACUUAAGAGCCGUUUAAAAAUCCGCCAUCUGAGGAGAGACAGAGAGCAGGCGGAGAUAGACAGGCUAAGAGUUGAAAAGCAGCUUGAAAAGUCGACGGGCAGAUAAGGCGAGAGAAGCCAAAAACCAUCCAAGGUCCGUCGCACUUUUACAAGACCUGGGAAGGCGCGGGCGCACGCUCGUCCAAAGUUUGGUCCAACAAGCGUAAAAGGGCUUUCGAAAAGGAGAGGCAGCCAGACGGACGGACGGACGAACUAAAAAAUAUGAAAACGAGAUAGUUUCAAAAGAGUUACCCCGAGACAGCGCGCACAAAACAGAAAGAUGUUUUCGAAAAACGGCCGCCACCAAGGACCGAAGGAGGUGCGGUAAUGCAAAGCCCAAGAUCAGCUCCAUUCCGAGCCACGGGGAGAGAGCCAGUGUGGUGUCUUUUAUGAAUAAUUAAACAUAUGGAAAGUGUUGAGUGGAGCAUUCGACGACGCAGGCAAAGGCGACCACGACCGACGGCAGCUUCGUAAUUUGAGAUGUGAACCAAGCGAAGAAUUUGACGAAGAAAAGUUUACAUUUUUCCAACAACCGGUUGUUAUUAGAGUUCAAGCAGAAAAUCAAGUGUAGUUCAAGUACUGAAACUUGUACAAUUUUGAUCGCCCUCGACGGAUUCUAGUGCUGGUCGACUGAAGACAUACCAAACGUGCGUUCUGCGAAGAACCCUGAUCGAGAGGUGAAGUUCAAGCGAAAAAGGGAGAUAAGCGAAAAAAUUCUUUCAAACCAAGAAGAAAUUGUGGGUGUAAGAAAAGAUAAAACGAGCUGAAAUAAGAUGAAAACAAACGUGAAAUCUGAGUUUUGCUUUGGAAGAAAAGAACUCAACUUGUAAAGAAUUCGUGUAGAAGAGGGAGAAAAAAAGGUUAAAAGUUUUUUUCGAAUCUGCUGUGAACCAUAAUUGCGAUAGUAAUAACCACAAAAUUGUGAUAAUCUAUGUAUGAUCUUGGGGGUAAUGAGUGAUCGCGAGUGACGGAAAAAUACGCGAGAACGAGAACGCGCAACUUUGUGGAUCGCACGAGGGGCUAGCGAAAAAAUCACGAAUAAGAAUCUCUAAUAAUGUGUAAUUUUUCAAAACAUAUCAUAAUAACACUCGUAGGAGAAACUCGCGACGGACCAAAUCGGCGUUCCGCCGGAGACAAGUAUCAGCGUUGUGAAAUGACCGCCCUAUCUGCGUCAACGAGUGUGUAACAAGCGAAGAGAUUUAAUAGGAUUGUAAAAAGUUUAUCACUCGAAUAAAUCAAUUAUACAUCGAGACAGCUGCAGCAUCCAGCAUUUAGCAUCUUCAGCUCUACGAUCGUGUUUUACAGACCAGCAGCAUCAGCAUAGGCAACAGAGAGAGAGAGCUACAGAGGAACAGAGCGAGGGACGCGCAAAAUGUUUGACGUUCGUACCGUGGAAGCCGGUGGAAGUUGUGAUCAAGAUCGUGAUAGUGAUACAAUGUCAAUCACAGCGAGACGACGACGAGCAUUUCAGCGGCAGGCCUGUUUAUUGAGCGUUAUGGCUGCGUUUUCUCUGGGGCUGGCACUUGGCGUGUUUGUGCCACUAAUUGGAAUGUCACAGGCGGUGACGAAAGGAUCCACUGAUACCGGUGGAAGCAGUAGUGGUGGAGCAGGUGGUGGCGCUAGCAUAGACAGCGAUGAAUCUGGGCCGCUUCCAUUAGGAAGGUUCGAACAUUUACCUCACAAACUGCCCCAUUUUCCAACGAUCGACGAUCUUCGGGGGAAGGACUCGUACAACUCGGUGUCAUUCAUAGCGGAAGAGAAACUUAAAGCUGAAGACGUCUUCCGGCAUGCAUUCCAUAUCGAUCAGCGAGACGACAAGGACACGAUGGUGAUCAAAAAAUUUGACCCCGAAGAUCGCUCAAUAAAGGAAUACACAGUUCGACGAACGGCCGAUGGCCUCUUUCACAAAGGUCCAGAGAAGAAACUUUCUCAACCGUCGAUCAUCGAACAGAUCCUUUCCUCCGGUAAAACGGAGGGCGAAAAUCAGGAUGAACCGAUAAUCGACAUCGUCAAUCAAAAUUAUGAUCAACAUGAUUCGGAAGAUCCAGACGGUGUCAUCUUGAAUGACAUCUAUUGGGGAUCUACGGUCGAAAAUUCCCUUCCUCAGGGUUUCGGAAAAAGACAAACCGAGUCCUGGACGCGAUAUCUCCAGAACGCUGAAGUCGAUCAUUUGGAGGUGGGAUGUGGAAGGAUGCAAAAUCGAAUGGUUGUAUUCCGCGAUGGAACACGAGCAUGUGCCCGAUAUCGUCAAAAUACCGAUCAGAUUCAGGGUGAAUUAUUCAGUUUCUAUUUGGGACAGCUGCUAAAUAUUACAAACCUUGCACCGAGUGCAGCAUCGAUAAUCGACAUGGAAACCAAGCUAUGGUCCUCGGUGACGGACGAUAUUUCCAACUCGCAGUGGAAAUCUACAAAACCGGUUGUCAUCACCAAAUGGAUCGGCAACCUCGAACCAGCUGGCAUUCCAAGACCAUUCCAACCUUUGGAACGACAUCUUAACAAGCUUGACAUCAAAAACAUCACUGAAGGGCUCGAUCUACCCAAACCACCCAAAACCUUGCUCGACCACCUCGGGGCUACACAGCCCCCAGAGUUGCAGCCCAUUCGUCCACCAGGAGCUCCCCUGGGCGAGCCGGUACUCAAGCGGCUAGUCGAACUGGCCCAAUGGUCGGACCUAAUUGUAUUCGAUUACCUGAUAGCCAACCUCGAUCGGGUAGUCAACAACCUGUACAACUUCCAGUGGAACGCCGACAUCAUGGCUGCCCCGGCGCACAAUCUCGCCCGCCAGAGUGACUCCCAGCUGUUGGUCUUUCUGGACAACGAGUCCGGUCUGCUACACGGCUACCGGUUACUCAAAAAGUACGAAGCCUACCACGGGCUUCUGUUGGACAACUUGUGCGUUUUUCGGCGGUCGACUAUAGCCGCCCUGCAGCAUUUGCGGGACAAUAAUGUCGGUCGGCGACUGAACGAGCUGUUCGAGCGAACGACCACGGCCAAGAUACGGGACGUGCUUCCACCGCUGCCGGAGAAAUCCGUCAAGAUUCUAGUCGAUAGGAUUGAUCGAGUGCUAGGUCAAGUGCAAAAAUGUCGUGAAAUUUUCUCCAACCGAUAGCCCGCGCCGACGUCGUGGUCCGGAGUCAGCAAAGGGGUGUAAGACGGCAACAGCGACGUCAUCGGAGGUGCGGAGACGCUGGUCGUGUUCAAGAAAGUUUCUGUGUAGCUGCGGGAUCCCUUUCGUCUCGCCUGGUUCCCGGCAGCGGGUGGCGCAGUCGGAGUGGGGAGCGGCCGGCCAUAGGAGAAAGCAUCGUUUGUUUAGUGAGCUGUUUUGUUGUUUCGUUUGUACACAGAUUUUUUUUUUGUUUAUCCGUUGCCGUGCUUCAACACUCCUACAACAAACUGUCCUGCAGCCCGGCUACGGGGUCCGGGGAUUCCAGAACCAAAGCGAAAGAUGGUGGCCCCCAGCCGAGAGUGCGGUGUGUCCAGGUGACCUCCAGGAAUCGACGAUAUUGUGUGUUGCUUGUAAGUUUUUUUUCUUAGUUUGUUGUUGUUUUGUUUUUCGUGGGUUCUGCUUUUGAGCCGACCCGAGAUUUAAGGGACUUAUCGCGAUUUCGAGCGAUCGCGAUCGCUGCGGGUCCCACAAGGGUAGUCAAGUCAAAGCGGUGUAGAAAAAAGGCGAGCGUGAGAUACAACUGAACACAGAGAGAGAGAUUGAAAGACAAUAUAAAAUAGUUUCCAGAGCCCAGAAUGGAAGAAAGCAGAAUGAGGGUUGAAAAGAGAUAGAAAGAUAGUAGGUACCUUCUGUGAGUGCUAGAGAAAAACUUUGUAUUUUAUAGAUAUUAUUGCAAAUCGGGGAGGGAAAACAUACGAAGGCGCCAAUAAUAACCGGCGACGGCGACGAUGACCAAGUUGAGGACAACGAACGACCUAAAUGACGACAACGGUGACGAUGGCUGAGCGAGUUGUUUGUUCGGGGCUGCUUAGACCUUGAUGAUGGUUAAAUUUAUGAUGAGACUUCGAUGAGGAACGACUUUCACGACACUGGAAGAAAUCCACAUCGGAAGCACAUAAUGAACUCUAAUCCAUAAUUCAGAUUCUUGAUCGAAAUAUGUUAUAAUUGGUCAUCAUUAAUCUUUCUGAGUUAAAGCGAAAUUUUCACCAGCAAACGCUAUUCAAUUUGACAUAAAUUCGCCGGUUUAUUACAUUUGGGAUUGCUGCACAUUUUAAACGAUUGGGUUUGUGUAUAAAUAUGCCUAAUAAAUUUUGGAAAAACAUCUCAUACACAUUGUUGGUAACAAGAUAAAUUUACUAAAUUAAUGAUUUCGUGUGUGUUACUUCUACGUGAAGUUAAACGAUUUACAAUGAUAUGGAAAUGCUAAUAUCAUCUUCCAAACUUGGACGUACAUGUUCAUGAUAGAAUUAGAGGCGAAAGUAUAAAAUUGAUAGUUCCGUUAGGAUACGGCAGGCAUGAAGAAUGUUUUUAUAGAAGUCGAUUUGAAAGCGAGCGGAGGGCAAUAUUUGUGAUGGCACAUAUCACACGCACAUAUGGCACAUAUUUCACAAAUAUGAAUCAAUUUAUGCCUUGGAAAGACAAAAUGCUUGAACGGUACCAGUUAUUUCUGCUCGAAAAUGCUUACAGUAUCCUUCCCAGGUACUCAGAAGUCAUUUAUAAUAAACUACAGGCGGUGAAAGCUAUUUCAUGGAAAUCAACGUUAUUUGCGGUAUUAUUUACGAAAAUAAAAAGAAUGAAUAAAAUUUUCAAAAUUUUUUGGGGUGACAAAAUCGGGACCUGAUAAAAUCGGGUCGAAAACGUGAUAAAAUCGGGGGUAGACAAAAUCGGGGAGUGACAAAAUCGGGUCAAUACUGUAUUGUCUCUUUUCCAAUAUUCUUGAAUACAAAGUUAUAGCAUGUUGGAUGUUCUCAUGAACUACCUAACAUGCGUCUAAGAACUGCCUACUACAUGAAGAAGGCAGAAUCAUGCCCUAAGUCCUUUUUGUCUAACGUUUUUAUACUUAAUGUACUUAUGUCUUACGUCGUGCAGCCCUUUGAUAAUUGAGGAGAAUGAGGGUUGUGUGUCUGUCCGUUAAAAGUUUCAAACUGGGACAUUGCCGCCUCGCAGUAUGGUCUUGUUUUGUAGCUGCACAUCUUACCGCAGGGCUAAGGAGGGCCCACUACUAUUAUCCGUAUUUUGGUAAUUGUUCAAAAUCACAAAACGCAAAAACGAAUAAACUCUUAUGCUUAGUCCAGCAAAAUCAGAGAGGAAAAGAUCAAUGGAUUCGUUCGAUGUAUUCGAUCUUUGCAAAUAAGAAUAGGUUUCGAUGCAAUUUCUUUAAGUUUAAAUUGCACAAGCAAAAAUAAAGUCUUUCAAGUAAAAGGAGUUGAAUACCUUUUGAAGUUGAUCACCAAACAGGCUACAGAAUAAACUUAUAAACCACACUAUGUUUUCUUCAAAUAUUAUACCAUCCACAAAUUCUCUACACGCUAUUUGUCUUAUCAACUUCUCUUCGUCCGACAUACACAAGCCGACGUUCAUGUCCCAAAUCUCAAAACAUUCCAAACCACUCUGGGAGGUCAAAGAAAUCCUCAAAGCCUCCUAAUACUCCCAACACACAAAGGCCUCGAUCGCUGUUAGCGCUGCGCGCCAGUGCGGAAAGUUCUUAUCUAUUUGCUUCAGCCUGGCGUGAUUCCUAGACCUCCCGAGAACAGCCGCAGCCCCGCCACGGCGGACAGCCGUGACCGGUGAGAAGCGCUUUGCGCUUCGCGCUCCGAGCCCGAGACUUUUAUUUAGCUCUCCCUAAGCCGAGAGAUAACCGUCGUCUUUGCAAUGGCUGCUGCUGCUGCCACCGUCGUCGUACUCGCCCGCCAGAGCCAGCCGCCUCAACCACGCGCCAAGUCACGGGCUCGGAACCAGAUCAUAAAGCGAAAAGUCAAACAAUAAUCCACCACCUACCGGAAUCGUCGGCCGGGUCGUAAUUUUCCGUUUCGGUACGUUUUGGCAAAUAUGAGAGAUCUGGGGGCCGAUGGUGGUUGCACAGUGGGACUGGAUUUGAGUAAAAAAUAACGUUGAGAUUGUAUUUGAAUCGGAAAUUGUAUAUGGAAACCGUGUGGUAGAGCUAUAAGGAUAACAAUUUAUCGUAUAACCGCAAUGCUCAAUUUUGACAUUUGCACUUUAGAAAAUUGAAUUUAUGAAACAAUUUCUACCAAAAUACAUUUGAUCCUAGCAGCGCCAUGUAUAACACAUAUAAAAUAUAAACACACGGUUGUCAAGAGAGUCAAUUUAUGGGUUUUGUGUACAAGUGCUUAUCCUAAUUAUAUAUUUAAUUUUUAAUAAAAUAUUUGUAUUUUUAAUUUUUCUUAUCGUUUUGAGCAAAUCUUGAAUUUGAAAAAAUAUUUUACAAUUAAAGAAUAAUCAAUCACAUUAAGUCUUCCUCGUACAACAAAGUUGAAUAGAAGGCUUUAAUUUCGCUCAGAAUCCUAUUUCUUGUUAAAUAGGUCGUAGCUUAUAGAAACAAAAUCAAUGAACCAAUCGAGUCAGUUCUUUUUGCAAACUUUUGUCACGAAAAUUUUAAUUGGUAAAACAUGAAAUAAACUAAGUUGACAUAUAUUUUGUAUGAUGGUUUCGAUGCUCCUACACAUAUUUUAGAUUUAGUCGGUGGACGGAUUCCAACUAGUUUUUGCUUGAGAUCGUUCAAAACACCGUUUCAAUUUGGGACUAUUACAUUAUUAUAAGCAUUCUAAUUAUUGAUUCAAAUGAAGCUGUAUUAUUGUUAAUUUGGUGCAUCUGAAAGCAUGUUUGAAAACCAUUGGAUUACGCUUUUUGUGUGGCAAUUUUUUGCACUUUCAUGAGCACGAAACUUGAGUCGGAAGCAAAACCAAGUGCUUUAGCUGUCAAAUAUAAUCAGAACAAACAGCAAGGAAAAUGCGUAAACAGUACAAGGAUCUCUCGCACUUUAAAAGGCAACUGUAAGAGCUCUCUCACUCUUUCAUCGACUAACAAUUUGAACGUCGGCUAUUUCAAACCGUCAGGUCCAGUUUCAAAUUCAACGUACAAUAUUUACUAACUAACACCAUCUCUUCAUUAUGGAAUUAGUUUCGUGAUUGAAUUCAGUUUUUUUGGAUGGUGAAGUAACAAUCGAGUUCAUAAUCCAUUCAGAACAGCUUUCCAGAUCAUCUUCUGGGUUGCUUUGAAGUUGUCCCUGAAACAUAGUUCAAGGAUGUUGACAAAAUGUUCGUAUUUAAAAAUCCACAUUUUGCCACAAAGCUUGUGAUUAAUAACGAAAGGUUGUAUAACAUUUCACCGAUCACAUUUUCGCGAUCAGCCAUUUCACAUAUUGAAACUUUUCGUGGAACGAUUUAUGACGGAAUGUACCAUUUCACAGUAUGCCGUUUUAAGGAAAGUGCUACAUAGCAGAUUGGCAUUUUCGAUGACAAAAAUGGUAGCAGAAUUUAAAAAUAUUUACCCCAUAUCAAUGACAGACGCGUUCUUCCAUGGAAAAAUCUAUUAUCUUCGCCCUACACUGGGAAAUUCUGAUCAUUUGAAGAAUAAUAUCUCCUAUAUUUUGUUUAUAUCUGGUAAAUGCGGUAAUUUAAAGGAAGGACUAUUUCUCCCUUCGCCUUAUACCUAGCAAACAAUUUUGUUUAAAGAUGGCGUUAUCUUCUUCCUUCGCUUUAUACCUGGUAUAUAUGUUCCAUCAUAUUCUUUUUUCCUUAUAUCGCUUUCAAAAAUAUUUUAAUUGGAUUGCAAAACACGAUC